This is a messenger RNA of Dama dama (fallow deer), 1387 nucleotides long. It is a transcript of the gene SGCA, whose product is annotated as sarcoglycan alpha. Lineage: Eukaryota; Metazoa; Chordata; Mammalia; Artiodactyla; Cervidae. Gene Ontology annotation, cellular component: sarcoglycan complex; membrane. Bases 112 to 1278 code for a protein of 388 amino acids. The record is from RefSeq and is a predicted model, not a curated record. Gene Ontology annotation, molecular function: calcium ion binding. The transcript has 10 exons.
GCUGAAUCCAGGCCCAGCUGCUCUGGGACACCUGCCCAGGCCUCUCCCCGCCUCCCCCCGCUCCCCGCUCCUGUCUCUGUCACUCACAGGCAGGGCCAGGCUGGGGCAGCCAUGGCAGCAGUGCUAAUCUGGAUUUCUCUCCUUGUGGGUCUCCUGGAAGGGUUGGGGGGCACCGAGGCCCAGCAGACCACCCUGCAUCCACUUGUGGGCCGCGUCUUUGUACAUACCCUGGACCACGAAAGCUUCCCGCACCUUCCUGAGCACGUCUUCCCUGUCCCAGCCCCCGUCCCUAUCACCUACCACGCCCACCUCCAGGGACACCCAGACCUGCCUCGGUGGCUCCGCUACACCCAGCGAAGCCCCUACCAGCCUGGCUUCCUCUAUGGCACUGCCACCCCAGAAGAUCGUGGACGCCAGGUCAUUGAGGUCACAGCCUACAAUCGGGACAGCUUCGACACCACCCAGCAGAUGCUGGUGCUGUUGAUUGGGGACCCAGAAGGCCCCCUGCUGCCCUACCAGGCUGAGUUCCUGGUACGCAGCCAUGAUGUGGAGGAAGUGCUGCCCUCGACACCUGCCAGCCGUUUCCUCACAGCCUUGGGGGGGCUCUGGGAGCCAGGGGAACUCCAGCUGCUCAACAUCACCUCUGCCUUGGACCGUGGGGGCCGAGUCCCCCUUCCUAUUGAGGGCCGCAAGGAAGGGGUAUACAUCAAGGUGGGCUCUGCUUCACCCUUCUCCACCUGCCUGAAGAUGGUGGCAUCCCCCGACAGCCACGCGCGCUGUGCCCAGGGCCAGCCUCCACUACUGUCCUGCUAUGACACCUUGGCACCUCACUUCCGGGUCGACUGGUGCAAUGUGUCCUUGGUGGACAAGUCAGUGCCAGAGCCUGCAGACGAGGUACCGGCCCCAGGUGAUGGGAUCCUGGAGCACGACCCGUUCUUCUGCCCACCCACCGAGGCCACAGCCCGAGACUUCCUGACCGACUUCCUCGUCACCCUCCUGGUGCCCCUUCUGGUGGCCCUGCUGCUGACCCUGCUGCUGGCCUACGUCAUGUGCUGCCGGCGGGAGGGACGGCUGAAGAGAGACCUGGCCACCUCUGACAUCCAGAUGGUCCACCAUUGUACCAUCCGUGGGAACACAGAGGAGCUGCGACAGAUGGCAUCUAGCCGAGAGGUGCCCAGGCCGCUCUCUACCCUGCCUAUGUUCAAUGUGCGCACAGGCGAGCGGCUGCCCCCGCGAGUGGACAGCGCUCAGGUGCCCCUCAUAUUGGACCAGCACUGAGGGCCGGCCCAGCCCUGGCCUUGUCCUCCCUUCUCUCCCCACUCACAGAGCAGCCAUGACCAAGACCACAUCCUUCAUCCUGACUCCAGUUCUUGGCCCUCUGGACCCC